This is a messenger RNA of Miniopterus natalensis, 5805 nucleotides long. Lineage: Eukaryota; Metazoa; Chordata; Mammalia; Chiroptera; Miniopteridae. The record is from RefSeq and is a predicted model, not a curated record.
AGUUGGAUGAACUCCGGGCUGAAAUGGAAGAGAUGAGGGACAGUUACUUAGAGGAAGAUGUUUACCAGCUGCAGGAGCUUCGGCGAGAACUGGACCGCGCUAAUAAAAACUGCCGAAUCCUGCAGUACCGCCUCAGGAAAGCCGAGCAAAAAAGCCUGAAAGUGGCAGAGACCGGGCAAGUCGACGGCGAGCUUAUCCGAAGCCUGGAACAGGACUUAAAGGUAGCCAAAGAUGUGUCUGUCAGACUGCACCAUGAACUUGAAACUGUGGAGGGAAAGCGUGCUAAAGCUGAAGAUGAAAACGAAACCCUCCGACAGCAGAUGAUUGAAGUGGAAAUAUCCAAACAGGCCCUCCAAAAUGAGCUGGAGAGACUGAAAGAGAGUUCCCUGAAAAGAAGAGGCAGUCGGGAAACCUACAAAGAAAAGAAAACCUUUAACCAGGAUGACAGUGCCGAUUUGAAAUGCCAGCUUCAGUUUGCCAAAGAGGAAGGUUCCCUGAUGCGCAAAAAGAUGGCCAAGCUGGGGAGGGAGAAGGAGGACCUGGAGCAGGAGCUGCAGAAGUACAAGGCCCUGUACGGCGACGUGGACAGCCCCCUGCCCACAGGCGAGGCCGGCGGGCCGCCCAGCACCCGGGAGGCAGAGCUGAAGCUACGGCUGAAGUUGGUGGAGGAGGAAGCCAACAUCUUGGGCCGGAAGAUCGUGGAACUGGAAGUGGAGAACCGAGGUCUCAAAGCAGAGAUGGAGGACAUGCGGGGCCAGUACGAGCGAGAGGGCCUAGGCCGGGACCACAUGCCCAGCGUUCCUACCUCACCCUUUGGUGACUCCCUGGAGUCCUCCACAGAGCUCCGCCGGCACCUGCAGUUUGUGGAGGAGGAAGCGGAGCUGCUUCGAAGGUCCAUAUCUGAGAUCGAAGACCACAACCGGCAGCUGACUCACGAGCUGAGCAAGUUCAAGUUUGAACCGCGUCCGGAGCCCGGGUGGCUGGCGGACGGCGGGGGCAAGGGCGCGGGCGGUGGGGCUCCCCUGCAGGAGGAGCUCAAGUCCGCGCGGCUGCAGAUCAGCGAGCUGAGCGGGAAGGUGCUGAAGCUCCAGUACGAGAACCGCGUGCUGCUGUCCAACGUGCAGCGCUGCGACCUGGCCGCCCACCUGGGCCUGCGCGCCCCGAGCCCCCGGGACAGCGACGCCGACAGCGACGCGGGCAAGAAGGAGAGCGACGGGGAGGAGGGCCGCCUACCCCAGCCCAGGCGGGAGGGCCCCAUUGGCGGUGAGAGCGACUCGGAGGAGACGUUCGAGAAAACGUCAGGCUUCAGCAGCGGGAAGCCGUCGGAGGCCAGCGAGCCGUGUCCGGCGGAGGUCCUCAGGGCCAGGGAGGACUCCGAGUGCUUGGUGAGCAUAAAGCACGAGGCCGAGCGGCUGGAGCGGACCGUGGACAGCCUCAUCACAGACACCAAUGGCUUUGUGGACGACCUGGCCUCGCCGGGGCCUGGUGUUCAGGGGGAGGGGGACAAGAAGGAGCCCCAGCUGUUAGGGACCAUCAAUGCCAGGAUGAAGGCCUUCAGGAAAGAGCUCCAGGCCUUCCUGGAGCAGGUGAACCGGAUCGGGGACGGCCUAAGGGAGCGCCUGGAAGGCCUGUCCCCCUUGCCCCACCUCACAGAGUCGUCCAGCUUCCUCUCUACGGUGACCUCCGUGUCCCGGGACUCCCCCAUCGGGAACCUGGGGAAGGAGCUGGUCCCAGAGUUGCAGUCCAAACUGAGAGAUCAGAUGGAGUGGCAGCUGGGUCAGGAGCGAGGGGACGAGCGGGAGCACCUGCACCUCCGAGCCACACGGGAGCUGCACCGCAGAGCCGACGGGGAUGCCAGGAGCUGCAGGCCGGGAGGCCAGAGCUGCUUCAAUCUGGAGACGGAGGAGGAGCCCCUCUAUGCCUGGAGGUGGAAAGAACUGGAAAUGCACAGCCUGGCUCUGCCGAACACCCUCCACGAGCGGACCUGGACGGAUGAGAGGACUCUGCUGCAGCAGGAGCUCCGGUCCUUGAAGCAGAACAUUUUCCUUUUUUACGUCAAACUCAGGUGGCUGCUGAAGCACUGGCGGCAAGGGAAACAGAUGGAGGAGGAAGGAGAGGAUUUCACUGAGAGUGAGCACCCAGAGCUCUAUCCCAGGCUUGGUGAGCUUGGAGUCCAGGUGGACCCAAAGGCGGAUGGCCCUAAGCGAGACGAUGACAGUCCAGGCUGUGGCUCUUCAGUGGGGGAGCAUUCUCCACACUCCCCUGUGCAUGUCGGCAACCACGGAUCUCGGGUGCAGCCUGCCGAUGGAGGACAGCCACACGGGCAGGUGCCGGAAGACCAGCAGCUGUUCCGCGCGCUGAAGACCCUGCUGGAGGACCUGCGCGCGGAGCUGCGGGAGGACGAGCGCGCCCGGCUGCGGCUGCAGCAGCAGUACGCCAGCGACAAGGCCGCCUGGGACGUGGAGUGGGCCGUGCUCAGGGGCCGCCUGCAGCAGCUGGAAGAGAAGACUGAGAAAAACUUGGGAGAACCAGGCUCCACCCCUGACAGCAAAGGGGCAUUCAAGAAGGAGAGGGAGACACACCAAAAGCUCCUCGCUGACAGCCACGGCCUGGUCAUGGACCUGCGCUGGCAGAUCCAUCACAAUGAGAAGAACUGGAACCGGGAGAAGGUGGAACUUCUCGACCGCCUGGACAGAGAUCGGCAGGAGUGGGAGCGGCAAAAGAAGGAACUCUUGUGGAAAGUAGAACAGUUGCAGAAAGAAAACAGUCCCCGCAGAGGUGGAAAUUUCCUUUGUGAUCAAAAAGAAGGCGACAUCCGCCCUUUUGCUCCCCCGGGAAGCCCCCGCGUGCCCCGACCAGUGGGGAUGUGGCCCGGCACAGACUCGGACUCAGCCCCGUUUGAAGACCGGCCACUCUCCAAGCUGAAGGAGUCCGACAGGUGCUCGGCCCGGGAGAACCUCUACUUGGACGCCCUGUCUAUGGAAGAUGAACCGGAGGAGCCUCCGGCCCGCGGGCCCCAGGACUUCAGGAACUGCCUCCCUGAGGAAGAAGAAAAUCACAAGGGAAAUCUUCAAAGGGCAGUGUCCGUGUCCUCCAUGUCUGAGUUCCAGCGCCUGAUGGACGUCUCUCCCUUCCUGCCGGAGAAAGGCCUGCCCACUGCCAGCAGCAAAGAGGACAUCACCCCACCCCUGUCUCCUGAUGAUCUGAAGUACAUCGAGGAGUUCAACAGCAAGAGCUGGGACGAGAGGCCCCCAGAGCCCUGGGCAGACAGGACCGAGGGGGGGCAGGCAGGGAGUGAGGCUGGUACUGAGCCCUUCCCUGACUCUUCCUGGUACCUCACCACGAGUGUCACCAUGACCACAGACACCAUGACCAGCCCAGAGCACUGCCAGAAGCAGCCCCUGCGGAGCCACAUCCGCACUGAGCCAUCUGGGGUGCGGGUGCUGCACAGCCCCCCUGCCGUCCGCAGGAUGGACAGCAUCGUGGUGGCGGGCAGUGAGAGCUCAGGCCGGCUGGAGCCUGAGGUCCCGUUUCCUACAAGCAGAGCCAGAGGAGGCACAGGAGACACUAAGGGGGGCCCCUCAGAACACAUGCUUAGCAGGUGGCCUUGUGCCUCUUCCCGGCAACCCCGAGACUAUGGGGAGAGAGGGCUGCACCCCCUUGAUAGCACCCUCUGUACCCCUCUGGGUUUCACCUCCCCACUGCACAGCCUGGAGAUGUCCAAGAACAUGAGUGACGACAUGAAGGAAGUGGCCUUCUCCGUCAGGAAUGCCAUCUGCCCUAGUUCCCCCGAGCCCCUGGUCAAGGACAUGGCCUGCCAGACCAAUGGGUCCCGGACGACGGGGACACAGACCACCCAGACCAUCAGUGUCGGCCUGCAGACCGAAGCUCUGCGUGGCAGUGCCAUCACCAGCAGCCCCCACAAGUGUCUCACGCCAAAAGCAGGGGGUGGUUCCACACCCGCAUCAUCUCCAUCCCGUGGCCUUAGGAGCAGGCAGGUGGCCCCCGCCAUCGAGAAGGUGCAGGCCAAGUUCGAACGCACAUGCUGCUCCCCCAAGUAUGGGUCUCCUAAGCUGCAGAGGAAGCCCCUCCCCAAAGCUGACCAGCCAAAUAACAGGACCCCACCAGGGCUGGCCCAGAAGGGAUGCAGUGAGUCGGCCUGGGCCCGCUCCACCACCACGCGGGAGAGCCCCGUGCACACCGCCAUCAAUGAUGGCCUCUCCAGCCUCUUCAACAUCAUCGACCACAGCCCCGUGGUGCAGGACCCCUUCCAGAAGGGGACUCGGGCUGGGAGUCGGUCACGCUCAGCAGAACCCCAGCUGGAGCUGGGCCCAGGCCAAGACACCAGCCCCAGUUCCCGGGGACGGUCACCCAGCCCCAUCGGGGUUGGCUCAGAGACCUAUAGGGAGGAAGGGGGAGAGGGCACGCCUGUGAGGCAGGACUUAUCUGCUCCCCCUGGCUACACAUUCACAGAGAGUGUAGCCAGGAUCCUCAACAAGAAGCUGUUGGAGCAUGCCUUAAAGGAGGGGAGGAGGCAGGCGCCUCACAGCCUCCCAAGUCUUAACAGUGACAGCCACAUGGGAGAAACCAUCAAAGCCGAACCAGGGUCCAUCGAGGAACUACCUUGUUCCGCACUAGCUCCAUCCCUAGAGCCCUGCUUCUCCAGGCCCGAGAGACCAGCAAACCGUCGCCCUCCAUCCCGUUGGGCCCCACAUUCCCCCACUGCCUCAGCGGCUCAGUCACUCGGAGACCCGGCCUCCUUGGAGGAGCUCGGCGACGAGGAGCUGCCCGGGGAGAAGCUGCACCAGUGACGUGAUGCAAGUUUGCAUGGAUUAUCACGGAAUAAUUCACUGUAAUUUGCAUAACCACACCAUCAUCGUCAACCAAACUCUGCCCAAAAGGAGAGAUCUAGUUUUCCCAAGGUCAAAGAAUGUGUUUUUAAAAAAACACAUGGCUGCUGAAUGUUCAACCUGUGAACCUGAGAUGUUUCUAGAAUGAAACAGUAAAUGUGCCUGUAAUAACUUAAUUUUUUUCAUAGCUCAGAAAACUAUUUUUGUCUCCAUCUUUUUUACACACAGUAUAUUAAAAAAAAGGUUAAUAAGAUAUAAAUAAAUUUAAAAAAUAAAAGUUUUAAAGAUGUACAUUUUAAGAGAUUCUGAACACCCUCGCUCUCAAUCCUGACUGCCUGUCUGUUAAAUUUGCACUGUUACAUUUUGGUUUGGUUUAUUUCCACAUUGAAUUAGAGUGUUUUAAGUUAAUUUUACUUUGUCAAUGUUUUUGGUUUUUAAGAAUUUUUGAAAACUUCAGACUGUGUGAUUCAGUGAACUUUUUGUAGUAGAAAAGCCAGGAAGCCAGUAGACAAGACAGAUAUAUCCUGGAGGGGACACAUGUCAGCGUUCUGGAAAAGGUACUGAGUCCUCAGCUGGGCUUACCAAAUUCUUUGUAUAAUCCACAUAUUCUACUCGACUUGCACGCCUCCGGGUUCGAAGCACUGGGGUGCAUGUACAUAUUGCUGCUGUGGUCUCCCCAUCACCUAAGUGUGAGUCGUCUGUCCCAUUGUGGCACAUUGUGAAUUCCCUUGUACUGUACUUUCGUUGUCUUCUUGCAUCGACGAUACAACAGCAAUGGCAUUUUAAAAUUAUCGUUAAAAGAGUAACUGGCAAUAUGCAGUGUUUACUCAAAAUUUUCUGUUUAAGAAAAAAAUACUAUAAAAAGUCAUGAGGAUACCAAACUGAAGCAAAGGAUGGUCCUCGGAGUCUGUAUGAGACGAUGAUGAAGUAGAAAUAAAGCCUUUACAAGACGGCA